This is a messenger RNA of Diplodia corticola, 942 nucleotides long. Its product is annotated as lipid phosphate phosphatase 2. The coding region runs from base 1 to 942 and encodes 313 amino acids. The transcript has a single exon. The record is from RefSeq and is a predicted model, not a curated record. Lineage: Eukaryota; Fungi; Ascomycota; Dothideomycetes; Botryosphaeriales; Botryosphaeriaceae.
AUGCCUCCCCCACAUGCCCGGACGGCCUUGUCGUCCUCGAUACGCUGCAAUGCCUGCGUCAAUUCCUCCGUAACGCGCCGCGCAUUCGCCUCUUCGCCUGCCCCGCGCCAGGUUGGACCCGAAUCUCCCAGAUACAUAGACGUCCCGAAGCCGCUGCAGCAGAAGGCGCCCUACAAGCCCGUCGUCAAAGGAUCCCUGCCCGUCCCCCGCAAUAUCUUCAUCAAUCGGAGCAGGCUGGAGAAGGACUCCAAGGAGUUCCUGGACAAUGCCACACGAGAGCCAUCCACGGCAGCCUCGCUCGGCGGACUCCAUGCCGAUCGCCUUGCUUGGAAGCAACGUCUCUCAGCAUUGAGGAGGAAGAACCUCCGCGAAGGUGUGACUUCUUUGCACAAGCGCAAGCAAAGAAGCGACGAAUUCUUGGCCAAGCGGGGCACGCAGCGCCAGAACCAGCAAUUGAGCCUCAUCAACCAGCGGCCGCGCGAUGACGAGGUCUUCACCAACCCCAGCGUGUCCAAGGUCGUUCGCGACUUCCUCAGCGGCGUGUAUAACACCGUUUCCGACAAAAAUGUGCUGCAGAAGAAGGCGGUCAUCGCACGCAGGGAAGCAGGGAAGACGGAGCACAGGAAGGAGGCCCUGCACAAGCUAUACACGCACGCAAAAGAGUACAUUCUCACCGAAGACCAGCUGUCCAAGGCUAUUGAAGACACGUUCGGCACCGAGGACAACCUUCCGGGCUUCGCUACCGGCAAUUCUAAGCAGGGUCGUAGCAUCUGGGCUCGAGGCUCGUUGUUGAACACGGCCCAGAUGUUGGCGGCAAACCAGGGCAGGAGCAAUAGAGCGGUGACCAACAAAUCAAGCCCCGAAGUGACGCAGAAACGCAUCCACCAGAUUGCAGAGGAGCUCACCGGCGGCAAGAUCCCGCGCCAGGAGGAUGCCAUUUGA